Messenger RNA from Carica papaya (papaya), 1003 nucleotides. RefSeq names its product cell wall integrity/stress response component. Lineage: Eukaryota; Viridiplantae; Streptophyta; Magnoliopsida; Brassicales; Caricaceae. The record is from RefSeq and is a predicted model, not a curated record.
CAUCUACAUCCGUUUUCCCAUUUUCUACUUUCUGCUUUUGAAGUGUCCAUCUUUCUCGAACCAUCCCCAAUUCUCUCGCGCAGUUUCAGUGGCUUUCAUGGCGCUUGCUCACUGCUUGUUCGCUGUUCCCAUGGAGACCUCGAAGCACGCUAAAGCUUCUGUACUAUCUUCAUCGUCUUCUUCAAACGACUCUCUGUUAUCUCUGUCUUUCGCUUCUGCUUCGCCCGGGUCCAAAGCUAGCAAGCUUUCUGUAUUUCAUAAGCCAGCCAGAUUAAGAAAAAGCGAUCGCAAUCCUUAUCUUUCUGAAGGAACAAGACAGGCUGCUGCAACCACUGCUGCUUUAGCGAAGAAGUAUGGAGCUGAUAUCACAGUUGUCCUUAUCGACGAAAAGCAGAAAGAAUCAUUGCCAGAGCACGAAACCCUACUUUCUAGCAUCCGCUGGCAUCUCUCUGAAGGUGGAUUCCAGGAAUUCAGGUUGUUAGAGCGACUUGGGAAAGAAAACAAGCCCACUGCAAUCAUCGGUGAGGUGGCUGAUGAUCUAGAUUUGGAUUUAGUGGUGAUGAGCAUGGAAGCUAUCCAUUCCAAGCAUGUAGAUGCCAAUCUACUGGCUGAGUUCAUUCCUUGCCCCGUCUUACUUUUGCCAUUGUAAAAUUGUAGCUUUUAAACCAAGUAGUAAUUUAAUUUACUGUCUGGCAUAAAUGCCAGUUUUGUCCGCGUGGGUAUCUUCCUUUAUUUACUUAAAAACAGUUAUCCACCUCUCAACAACUGUGUGAAGAACAAGUACAAGGUUUCAAUAGUGGCAUGCUCGUGUGUGCAUCAGACGACUGACAUGAAGCUUGGGAACUUGAAGGACACCUUUUAGAAAACUAGCCAUUCACGUGUUCCUCCAUUUGUUUCCCUGUUGAGUCAAUUUUAUUUUCCUCAUCACCUCCCUUCGGUUGGGAUUUGCAUUCAGGGUAGGACUUAUUUAAAGUGAAAUAAAAUGGUUCUCUUGUUGUGAAAA